GAACUGUACCAAAUGGGAAAGGGGAAACCGCAUGGAAGUAAGCAGUGAUUAUCCCUGUUCGUAACCCAGACAAAACCUCCAGCAACCCGUCAAAUUACAGUUUAGUAGCGUUAACCUCACAUUUCUGUAGGACCAUCGAGGACAUCGGAGGCAUUCUCACAUCCUAGAUGAAAGGUACGGACGUGGUCAGUCAAACACCGGUGGAUCAACAGCUCUGGCAUGAAUCCUAUGUCCAGUGUCUCCCGGGAGAUGCCCAGUGACCUCUUUAGGGAGCUGUGGGCACGGCUGAAGGAGUGUCAUGACAUGGAGUUGCAAGGACUGCAAGUAAAAAUAAAUAAGCUGAAGAAGGAGCGUUGUUUAGAUGCCCAGAAGCUGGAGGAGUUCUACAUUAAGAACCAGCAGCUACGUGAACACCAAAAAACCUUAGAAGAAAAUGUGAAAGUUCUGGAGGACAGGCUGCGGGUUGGGUUGUGUGACCGCUGCGCAGUGACAGAUGACCAUAUGAGGAAGAAGCAGGUGGAGUUUGACAGUGUGCGGCAGCAGAACCUGCGUCUCAUAAGUGAACUCAUGAAAGAGAGGAACAGCCUCCAGGAUGAGAACAGGACGCUGAGCCAGGAAGUGGAGCAGCUGAGGAUCAUUCAACUACCACAAGCUCCAUACCCACAUGCAGAAGAUGGUGUGAUCCCAGAUUCACCGGUCCAACAGCUUUCCCUGACUACUGUCAAUAAGAUGAAGCGUAAAAAGGACAACAUGCUCUUGCGUUACACUGAGAAGCCUGCACCUCUGUCAGGACAAACCCUACCCAGUGCCGAAUCUAGGAUGGGUAUUUCUUCAAGCAAGUCACUUUGCCAUGGCAAUGAUGUAUUUGUGGCGGAAACAUGUGAGAUGAAUGUCUUCCAGAUUACAGAAGGCUCUACAAAGAGGUGCAGGAGUUCUGGUGUCACUGUAAUUGCUGAGACUUGCCAAAUUGAGGAGGAGGAGUCCCAGAGUGUACUUGAAUCCUUCAGCGCCUUGGGGACUUCUCAGGCUAGUGCUGACAGUCAAGAGGGAGUCUCACUAACAGGAAAUUAUUGCCCCAGGCGAUCCAUGUCACCAGAUUUAUCAAAGGACAAGGAAUGGCUCCUGCAGCAGAGGGUCUCUCCUGUGUUUGGGAGAUCUGCAAAGCCUUUCAAAAACCAAGAGAACAGGUUGCCCUCCAUCUCACAGAACAUAAAACUUGGUCCUCUGGAGCAGCAGUGUCUUACUAGAGAUGGCAUCCCCCAAAUUGCACCACCUAAAGCAUGCAGUUUCAAUGGACACGCUUUUCCGAAUGGGAAGACCGCAGUAGCUCCUACUCCCCGGGAUGAAUUGGCAUUGAGGCAGCCAGGACAGGAACGCAGAAAGGGUAGCAAAGGCAAUGAUGGGGAGAGCAGCGAUGUGACAGAUAACUCCUUGGACCUGUCUGAGCUUGUGCUGUGUGGGCACCAGAAUGACAGGCAGGGCAGCGCUCUGUGCAAAGAUGGACCAAGUCUGGGUACACAAGCAGAGCUGCCUAAAACCCUGCAAAGGUCCCCACUGGCCCUGCUCAUGGACUACAAUGGUGGCUGCUCCUCAGGCCCUGAUGGUCAGGAUGACCCAUGCGUGAGAGAGGCCAUGUGCAGGCCUCUCUCUCUCAGCGGCCAGGGGCCACGCAAACACACCGCUGUCUUCAAACAGCCAUCAACCCCGCUCCAGGGCAGGACCCACAUACAGCAGCCAUUUGAUUUCCAGCAGACCCCCGAUGUCCAGGAGCCAGUUGGAAAGAAGAGCCGGGUUGAGAGUAAGGAGCAGAACCCUGUACUGCUGCUUAAUCCCUGCACUCGGGUGGAGAGGCGCACCUUACCGGAUGAGAAUGGCAAGCCUGCUGUCACAGAUGACAAGCUAUGGGCCAUGGAACGGGUUGCCUGUAGCUCUAAGAAUGUGGCAGGCAGUCCAACUUUCCCUGAGCUGGACAUACAUAGAGCAGAGGGGGAGACGAUGGAUACAGACUGCACCUUUAUUAGCCAAAGCAUGCUCCUCAAAGCCCUGAGAGAGAACACGGGUCUUGGUCAAAAAGCCAAUGACAGCCUGGCAGAGAUCUUUGAUAAAACUGCCUAUGGAGAGUAUGAGUCAUGCCCACAGGAUGAGGGUUCUGACCUGGAGCAGGAUAACCCCUACAAAGAAGAGGACGGUGAACUUCUGGACCUGUCUGAAGAGGAAGGACAGUCCCUUCCAACUCAGGCUGUAGUAAAGCCUCAAGCAAAUCACAAUAAAAGGACAAAUGCAUCCUUUGCUCACAUGGAGGUUGUGCGCAAUAAAGAGGAGAGGAAAAAAUUAAAGGGCCAUACCUGCAAGGAGUGUGAAAUUUACUAUGCAGAUCUCCCAGAGUCUGAGCGGCAAAAGAAGCUGUCGGCCUGCUCCCGGCACCGAUUCCGUUACAUCCCCCCCUCUACCCCAGAGAACUUCUGGGAGGUGGGCUUCCCCUCUACUCAGAUCUGCGUGCAGCGAGGCUACAUUAAAGAGGAUAAUGAACCGGACCUGCGUAUGCGGAGGAGGAGACCGUACAAUGCCAUAUUUUCUCCUAAAGGGAAGCAGCAGAAGCCGUAACCACCAGUUUCAUCAGACAUGCUGCUGCUUGCAGUCAUGUCCCUUCCGGACUUUCCAAAUCCCUUAUUAGUAAAAUGUCUCAAAACAUCAGUCUAGAUGUUCCAUACAUUUUGGUGUGUACACAAAUUCAACAAACUGUCUCAGCAUUGUUGAAGUAACUUGGUUCAUCUUAAAUUUCUGUGCAAUUUCUGUGUGGUACUGUAUGUGACUUUAAACUGUUGGGCUAUUACUAAAAAUUAUUACUUGAUAUCAUGCGCUUUGUCUGUUUGAUGACAUAUUAUGCUGGAAGCAUGCUAUUAUGCUUGUACACUGAAGUCUCUGAUUUUUACUUUGAGGCUUUGUACAUCUGUAACCACUGAGUAACUGAAAUGAUAAAGUUUAAUUGAGCACUUUUAAUUAAAAUGUCAAUUUUUUUUGCAACCUUUGGUUACUGUAAAAGUAGUAUUAACUUUUAAAACUAUUUUUUAUACACAAUCAUUCAUUUUUUCCCUAAUGAACAAUAUAGCUAAAUCUUGAAUAAAUUCUUUCCGAGAUAUUUUCUUUUUGAAAUUACAUCAUCCUCUGUUCAUAUUAACAUUUAUGCUGUAAUAGAUCUUUGUUAAAAUGAAUUGCAGCUUUUUGUGGGUUCAAGGCUGUAAAGAAGUGACUCGGGCAAACCAGAGGUUCCGCCUCUUAAAAUAAACCAGAAGCAAAAUAGAUUUCCUUUAAUCAUUUAAAAUAAUUAUUCCAGAAAACCAGGUGCUGGCUGCUAUAGCGUCAGCUCACCUCGAACACUAAAAUAACACGCCACCCUGGCAUGAGUACGAGGGCAGUGAUUGGAGGAAGGCGUGCUGGCAGUGAAGGGGUAUGUUAACCAGGCUUAACCUUAUAUUUAAAGUGUUGAUUCUUAAGAUUCACGAUAAUUAAAGAUUCAUUUCCGGCCA
Conger conger (European conger) is the source of this 3527-nucleotide messenger RNA. It is a transcript of the gene rbbp8, whose product is annotated as retinoblastoma binding protein 8. NCBI's taxonomy places the organism in Eukaryota, Metazoa, Chordata, Actinopteri, Anguilliformes, Congridae. Gene Ontology annotation, cellular component: site of double-strand break. The record is from RefSeq and is a predicted model, not a curated record. The transcript is spliced from 19 exons. Gene Ontology annotation, biological process: double-strand break repair via homologous recombination; DNA double-strand break processing involved in repair via single-strand annealing. Bases 220 to 2604 code for a protein of 794 amino acids. Gene Ontology annotation, molecular function: double-strand/single-strand DNA junction binding; Y-form DNA binding; double-stranded DNA binding.